AUGGCAGCUCCAUCAAGUGCUGAUAUCAAGAAUCUCCAAGGGAAAUGGGUCAUGAACAAAUCCCUUUCCGAUGCUUUCGAUCCUGUUCUCUCUUUACAAGGCAUCGGCUGGUUGACACGAAAAGCCCUCGGCGCUGCAACGAUAACUCAACACCUUUACCAAUCUCCCACAACAGGCGAGGACAACACCCCGACUACGCACAUAAAGAUCGAUCAACUCAUCACCGGCGGUCUCAAGGGCUCCGUCGAGAACCGCACGUUGGACUGGCACUACCGCGAGCACACUGACUGGCUCUUCGGCACCGUCAAGGGACGAUCUCGCUACUCUACCAUGGCCAAGACAGUGGAAGAAGGAAAGAGUGGAGGUGCAAAGGAGGAAGACAUCAAGUUUUUGGCUGAAGGGUGGCUAAAGGAGACGGAAAACGGAGACAUCGUUGAGAGCUACGCGGAUAAUGAGGGGAAUGCUUGGACUGCGUGGCAAAUCUGGGGGUUUGCAGAUAUUGGUGGUGAGAGGAAGUUGACGAGGAAGUUCGUGGUCAGGAAGAAGAACAAGGAUGAGGUUGUUCGGGUUAGACUCGUGUAUGACUACAUUGGCGCGUUGGAGUCCGAGUAG
Molecule: messenger RNA, 612 nt
Organism: Alternaria arborescens
Lineage: Eukaryota; Fungi; Ascomycota; Dothideomycetes; Pleosporales; Pleosporaceae
Exons: 2
Coding region: 1-612 (203 amino acids)
Source: RefSeq, a predicted model, not a curated record